Cydia amplana is the source of this 1315-nucleotide messenger RNA. It is a transcript of the gene Crt, whose product is annotated as calreticulin. Gene Ontology annotation, molecular function: calcium ion binding. Gene Ontology annotation, biological process: protein folding. NCBI's taxonomy places the organism in Eukaryota, Metazoa, Arthropoda, Insecta, Lepidoptera, Tortricidae. The transcript has 7 exons. The coding region runs from base 70 to 1263 and encodes 397 amino acids. The record is from RefSeq and is a predicted model, not a curated record. Gene Ontology annotation, cellular component: endoplasmic reticulum membrane; endoplasmic reticulum.
UGAGGUUCGACGACUUUUCAUUUUAUUCGUGGCCAAUUCUUUGCCGGUGCGGGUGUAUAGUGAAUCAAAAUGAAGCCUGUAGUAUUAGCGUUUGUCAGUUUUCUGGCAAUUUAUUCGGUAAAUUGUGAGGUGUAUUAUGAAGAAACGUUCCCCGAUGACAAGUGGGAAUCAGAAUGGAUAUAUAGUGAGCACCCUGGAAAGGAAUUCGGCAAGUUUAAGUUAACUGCUGGAAAGUUCUACAAUGACGCGGAGGCCGACAAAGGUCUGCAAACGUCAGAAGAUGCCCGUUUCUACGCUUUGUCCAAGAAGUUCAAGCCCUUCUCCAACAAGGACAAGCCGCUUGUGGUUCAGUUCUCCGUAAAACACGAGCAAGACAUUGACUGCGGAGGCGGUUACCUGAAGGUGUUCGACUGCAAGCUGGACCAGAAGGACAUGCAUGGCGAGAGCCCCUACGAGAUUAUGUUUGGCCCUGACAUCUGCGGGCCCGGCACCAAGAAGGUGCACGUGAUCUUCAGCUACAAAGGUAAGAACCACCUGAUCAAGAAGGACAUCCGCUGCAAGGACGACGUGUACACCCACCUGUACACGCUGGUCGUGAAGCCGGACAACACGUACGAGGUCCUCAUCGACAAUGAGAAGGUCGAGUCUGGGGCUUUGGAGGCUGACUGGGACUUCCUGCCGCCCAAGAAGAUCAAGGAUCCCGAAGCCAAGAAGCCCGAGGACUGGGACGACCGCGCCACCAUCCCCGACCCCGAGGACAAGAAACCCGAAGACUGGGAGAAGCCCGAGCACAUCCCCGACCCGGACGCGGCCAAGCCAGACGACUGGGACGACGAAAUGGACGGCGAAUGGGAACCCCCCAUGAUCGACAACCCUGAGUACAAGGGCGUCUGGGCACCUAAGCAGAUCGACAACCCCGCCUACAAGGGACCCUGGAUCCACCCAGAGAUCGACAACCCCGAGUACACUCCCGACGCCAACCUGUACAAGCGCGACGAACUCUGCACCGUCGGCCUCGACCUCUGGCAAGUCAAGAGCGGCACCAUCUUCGACAACAUUCUGUUCACGGAUGACGUCGAACUGGCCAAGGAGCGCGGGGAGGCGAUCAAGAAAACGCAAGAGGGAGAGAAGAAGAUGAAGACUGAGCAGGACGAGGCGGAGAGAGAGAAAGAGAAGGCUGAGAGGCCUGAUGAUGAGGACGAUGAGGACCUGGAUGAUGAGGCCGGUGAAGCGGCGCCUGUGGAGGAGCACGAUGAGUUGUAAGCGUAGUGAAUAGUGUAAAGACAUUAGUACCGUCGGGUACACGAGUGAAACG